CACCUCCCCAACAAGAAAACAAAAAAAUUAUACACAGAGAAAGAUUGUGCGCCCCACAAAUCUCAUCUGCUGAGGAACUGUAUGCACUUCUUCUUCAACUUCUAAAAUUUUCUGCAACUAUACAUACAGCUUUCUGUAUCUAUACUCAAAACCCUACAAAUGGUGAAGUUGUAGACAGAGAAAAGAAAGUGAGCUAAAAGCUUGGGCGAAAUGCCCACGUCACCUGAAGAAAACCCUAACCCUAAGGUUAAAUUACCGGCGCCGGCGAAGAAACGGCGGUCGAGCUUAUCGGAUAUAUGGUACAACAAGGAUCCUCAGGCGUUGAAGCAAUUAGUGCUUCAAAUGCGAGCUCAAUGGGUUUCUAAUUCAACUACUCCACCUUCUGAGCCCGAUUCUGAUACUCAAACCCUAACCCUAGACGACCCGGAACCGACCCGUUUCAGCUCUGCUCCGGAUUAUACUGACUUGCUCUCUGAUGAGUUGCUGUUGAGUGUGCUUUCGAAGGUUCCAGAACAGCAGCAGCACAUUUCGAAUUCAUUGGUUUGUAAGCGUUGGUGUAAGCUUAGUGGCAAGUUGGUUAGGUCUAUUAAGCUGUUAGAUUGGGAAUUUUUGGAAUCUGGGAGGCUAAGUUAUAGAUUCCCGGGUUUAAUUGACGUCGACGUAGUUCGAACUUGUGUGAAAUCAAGGAGGAAUUCGGGGAUUGUUAUGAGUCAUAGGCUCGUUUCGUUGCAUUUGGAUUCGAGCUUUGUCAAUGGCGGGUUUGUUAGGAAAGACGGGUUUUUGGGGAAAGAGGUGGUUGAUGGAGGGGUUAAGGUUUUAGUUGAGGGUUGUGCUAAUUUAAGGAGAAUGGUGUUGAUGAAUGUGAGUGUAGAGGGCCUGAGCUAUUUGGGGGAAAAGUGUGAAACUUUGCAGGAGUUGGAAUUGCAUUUCUGUGAUGACUUUGCAUUGAAGGGGUUGUUUGGUUGUAGGAAUUUGCAGAUACUGAAAUUGGUUGGUUGCAUUGAUGGGUUGUAUAAUUCAAUGGUUUCGGAUAUAGGGUUGACGAUUUUGGCUCAAGGGUGUAGACGUUUAUUGAAGCUAGAGCUGGUGGGAUGCGAAGGAAGUUAUGAUGGAAUCAAAGCCAUUGGGCAGUGCUGUCAGAUGCUAGAAGAAUUGGUACUUUCUGAUCAUAGGAUGGAUGGUGGGUGGUUGUCAGCUCUGUCGUAUUGUAGCAACUUGAAAACUUUGAAGCUUCAUUGUUGUAAGGUUUUGGAUUCAAGUCCUGGCCCUGAUGAGCACUUGGGUUCCUGUUCUACUCUCGAGGAGCUACAUUUAGAGCAGUGUCAAUUACGGGACAAGCAAGGUGUGAGAGCAUUGUUUCUGGUCUGUGAAACUGUUCGAGAGCUUGUCUUUAGGGACUGUUGGGGAUUAGACAACACUAUAUUUGCCACUGCAAGUGUUUGUCGGAGCUUGAGAUUUCUCUCUUUGGAAGGAUGCUCCUUGCUCACGACUGAAGGAUUAGAUUCGGUAGUUCAGUCAUGGACAGUGCUUGAAAGGCUUAGGGUAGUCUCAUGUAACAAUAUAAAAGAUAGUGAAAUAACACCAGAACUAGCAACUUUAUUUUCUGUUCUCAAAGAGCUAAAGUGGAGGCCAAAUUCUCGGUCUUUCCUGUCAUCAGGUCUUGAAGGGACUGGAAUUGGGCAGAAAGGUGGUAGAUCGUUGCGGAGGAAGUGAAGUGUGGACAAACUGACGUUGAGAAAUGGAUUCCUUUGUACACCUUGAGAGGUUUAACCGUGCAAAUACUAUGAAAAUGCAAGUAAUAACAUUUGACGGUUUUGGCAUCUGCGCUCUGUUAAAACUCUGAAGAUGCGCUCUGUUAAAGCUCUGAAGAUGCUUUCAUUGAUCUUUUGCUGGUUUAUAGCCAAUUAACCAAAUUCUCUUUAGGUUUAGAACACUAUUUUUUCUCAGUUUUGUACAUGGGUUAGCCUUUUUGUACCAAAUACAGUGUUAGCUCUAGCUAUGUGUUUUAGAUAUUCAGUUACUUUUUGAACAACUGGAGUAUAUUGUGUACGAGAUUUUUAAAUUUGAUAAAUGUACUGAAUUUCUAGGAAUAAAGAAGGGAGUCAAACACAUUUUUUGCACUGUUACGUUUCAUGUGGCAUUGCUACUUCUUUGAAUUUCGGCUGUACCUUUUCUUUUCCCCUCAUUGACAGAAGUAAGAAUUCUGUUUGUAUAGGUGCUGGAUUGAGUACAUACUAUGAUUUAUUAUCUCUACAUGCAGAUUCCCCUUUAGUUGGGUUACCUUUAUUUUCUAGACUUCGCAUCAGACAUGAAUGAUCUCGCUAUGAAUCUUUUAUUUGUCAACAUUCUGAUGAAGGUGAAGUAUCGCUCUUGUGUAAUUUGCUAAGUAAUAUCUUGUGAAACUACAGAGAAAAUUUUGAAAAUGGAUCUUUGCAGGGGUUUCUUAUUUCUUCUGAAAUUUUCCUAGUAUAUGAAAAACACUAAUAAAAUGGGCCAUUUCAAGUUCGAAACUAUGCUGCAAAAGGAGGAGAGCCAGAAUUGUACUUGAUUCUGCUAAUCUCAGUCUGUGGUGAUCUGAACCUCGUGAUGAAGCUGUGGAGAUGGGACAUGAGGGGUAUCACCCUGAGCAGGUUUCAUUGUUUUUCUGCCAUCCAUCUAUUUUUUUGCUUCUCUCCAACAAUGAUGAUUCCCGCACUAUUAUCCUAUGAAUAACAGAAAGAGAAGAUUAAACAAAAGAUAAUCUUGCAAGAAAUACUACUGCUGUGAGAGUUCCAUAUUGUGAAGCAGCUACAGAGCUACUUACUCUACCUUAAAGCAAAAAAAAGAAGUGUUGGAUGUGCAUUUUUAAAGUUGCAGGUCAUGACAUCUGACAAAUUAUCCAGCUUGAAGAGUUCUUCUUCUUCUCGUCUAGAAACUUCUUAUUGGCUUCGUGAAUCAUAGUGAAGGGCAUUGGGCGUCUAAGUAGACUGUUCCGAAACCAGCUUGCUGGUAGCUGGAAUUUCUUGCUUUGAGUACCCGGAGGUCACACCAAGUUGGCUUCUUUGGCUUCUACUAUUGAAGCUAAUUGGGCUUUUGCGUUUUAUUAAGAAAUGGUUUCAACAUUUAUAAGGCUCGAGAUAUCCUCUGUAGGCCAUAGAUAGAAAUUUGCCUUUCAAGGUAAGAGAAAAGCGUCGAUUGAAACUAUGCAAAGGUUUGAUGAGGGUCUGCUAUGGUUACAAUGUAGAACAGAGUUUGUCAUCAUCUCUUAUUUUGCUGCCUCUCUGCCAGACUCUUUUAAUUGUAAGAAUAAGGUUAGCAAAUUAUAUCAUCUAUCUACUGAAGGAAGUUUUGCGCCUUUUAGUGGAUUUUGCCUAUUAGCUGGAUCUGCUGAAGUAGAUGUAAAUUGUAUGGGUCGAGCUCAACCCCUACAAUAGAGGGCUAGUUCGACCCCUACAUUUGUGGUGGAGGGUUCAAACCCUAUCAGUAGCGUAGCAUCCCCUUCCCUCACUCUGAUGUUUUUAAUUUUUUUUUUUAAAAAAGAUGUAAAUUGUAGACUGAUUCUUGCAAUUGAAAUAGGUUUUCCAAGA
Molecule: messenger RNA, 3566 nt
Organism: Nicotiana attenuata
Lineage: Eukaryota; Viridiplantae; Streptophyta; Magnoliopsida; Solanales; Solanaceae
Product: F-box protein At5g51380-like
Exons: 4
Coding region: 211-1713 (500 amino acids)
Biological process (GO): SCF-dependent proteasomal ubiquitin-dependent protein catabolic process
Cellular component (GO): SCF ubiquitin ligase complex
Molecular function (GO): protein binding
Source: RefSeq, a predicted model, not a curated record